Molecule: messenger RNA, 473 nt
Organism: Racocetra persica
Lineage: Eukaryota; Fungi; Glomeromycota; Glomeromycetes; Diversisporales; Gigasporaceae
Source: the annotation of a GenBank genome assembly
CUCAUAAGAUAAUUCUGGUUCAACGUUCGGAAUAUUUUGAAAAAUUCUUGGGUGGUGAUUGGAAAGAGGGUAGUUUAAAAACAAUUCCAAUAAAACAUAUUCCUUUCGAAACUUUUCGUAGUAUACUUUAUUAUUUAUAUACUUUUAAAUUAGAUGAUAAUUUAGAUUUUUCUAUUCUUAAGGAUGUUUAUAUUAAUGCUGAUAUGAUGAGAUUGGAACAACUUUCUCAAUUAGUUGCUGAUAGAAUUAUUCGUAUGGUGGAUUAUGAUAACUGGGAUCAAGUUUUGGAAUUAGGUUGGAAAUCAAAUAGUUUUGGUAGUAAACUAUUAUUAAAAAACGCUGCUUAUGAUUUUAUUCAUAGUCAUUGGUCGGAUAUUAAGAAUACUGAGAAUAUGUCUUCUUUACUUCAUUCGGCUACUGUUGAUUGUAUUGAAGAAUUAAUGGAAGCUAAAAUGUUUGGUCCUCCUAAAUAA